Saccoglossus kowalevskii is the source of this 1249-nucleotide messenger RNA. Its product is annotated as large ribosomal subunit protein uL3m-like. Gene Ontology annotation, cellular component: ribosome; mitochondrial large ribosomal subunit. Lineage: Eukaryota; Metazoa; Hemichordata; Enteropneusta; Harrimaniidae. Gene Ontology annotation, biological process: translation. The record is from RefSeq and is a predicted model, not a curated record. Gene Ontology annotation, molecular function: structural constituent of ribosome.
AAAUGCGUGUAGCAACUCGGUGAUAAUAACAGGCCGAAGAUGGCUGCGUCCAUGUGUUUCCAGACUUAUCUUCGAAUCUUGCCCGUUAACUUCGUAAGACAGGCCUGUAAAUGUGAAUUGAGCACGAGAAUAUCAUAUAGCUGUGUCACUACCGCUAGGAGUUAUUCAUCCACGAUUCAAGAUAAGAGCACAUCGUUACAAAGUGGGCAUCUGGAAAGUGAUUUAACAACAGAAAACUUAGAUUUCAGUGUAGAUUAUGCCAAAGUAAGGAACAUUCUCCGACCAAGUCCACUUAAAAAUGAACCUUGGGAGGCAGGUAAUUGGACACAACACAGUAAACGAUGUGGAGUGAUUGCUGUCAAGUUGGGUAUGAUGCCGCUCUGGACGAAGCAAGGAGAAAGAUUACAAUGUACACUUUUACAGUUACAAGACUGCUGUGUUAUAGAUUAUAUACCUCCAGAGGAAACCCAAGAAAAAUAUGGUUAUUUGUAUGUUGGGGCUAAAAACGCCUCCCCACUUUAUGUAGGAAAGGCUUAUGCUGAUCUGUUCAANAAAGCGUGUGUUCCAGUUAAACAAAAACUACUUCGGUUCCGAAUAACUGACGAUGCAAAAUUACAACCAGGCACACCUUUAUAUGCUGCUCAUUUCAGACCAGGCAUGUAUGUUGACGUCACAGCACGAUCAAUUGGUCAUGGUUUUCAGGGUGUAAUGAAACGCUGGGGAAUGAAAGGUCAACCAGCUUCUCAUGGUGCUACUAAGACGCAUCGAAAGAUGGGUGCUACUGGGGGAGGUGGGAAACCAGGGAGGGUGAGGCUUGGAAAGAAAAUGGCGGGACAGAUGGGUAACCAACUGAGGACAGAAGUGAAUCUACAGGUUGUGAGGGUGAACACACGAUAUAACAUAAUCUACGUCAGCGGUACUGUCCCAGGGUUCCAUACAUCAUUUGUGGUCGUCAAAGAUGCAAGAAUUAAUCGUGUGAAACACCCACCAUUCCCAACGUACGUACCUGACCGGGAAGAGGAUCUCCCCGAAGAAUUGUACGAGGACGACCUAUUUUCUUUUGACCAUGAAAGCAUUACAUUUGAAGAAGAAGUAGAUAAGUAGUAUGAUGUCAUAGACCCCGCUCAUUCACUACGUGUUACUAAGUUGAUCGUUUAUAUGGACAUAGCAAUGGUGAACGGUACGGUGAUGGUUCCUGUAAAUAGUAUUUUAUUUCAAGAAAUAAAAAGUUGAACCAUUAAUCAGUGCA